Molecule: messenger RNA, 855 nt
Organism: Choloepus didactylus (southern two-toed sloth)
Lineage: Eukaryota; Metazoa; Chordata; Mammalia; Pilosa; Megalonychidae
Gene: JSRP1
Product: junctional sarcoplasmic reticulum protein 1
Exons: 5
Coding region: 1-855 (284 amino acids)
Biological process (GO): regulation of ryanodine-sensitive calcium-release channel activity; skeletal muscle contraction
Cellular component (GO): sarcoplasmic reticulum
Source: RefSeq, a predicted model, not a curated record
AUGGCCAGGCCGACCGAACUCAGCGGCUGGCCCCACGACUCCCAGGAGCCCGAAGCUGAGAGCAGCCCAGCGCCUGGUGUGGACACCAAACCAAAGAAGACAGAAAAGGAGCCUCAGGCCAGGAGGGCCCCCAGCCCGGCAAAGGAGAGGCUGAAGGCUGGAGCAACCCCCCGGAGCGUCCCCGCGCGGAAGAAAGCGCAGAGCGCGCCGCCCCCGAGCGAGUGGCCGCCCUGGGGAGACGUGACGCUCAACAAGUGCCUGGCGCUGGCCUCGCUGCUGGCGCUGCUGGGCUCGGCCUUGCAGCUGUGCCGGGACGCGGUGGCUGGAGAGGAGGCCAUCCCCGCGCUGGCCCCGGAGCCGUGGGUCCUGCCGAGCGCCGCCCCGAAGGAGCGAGGGCAGCCCCCGCCGCCGCCUGCGGCCCGGGCCCCCCCAUCCGGGCCGCCAGCACCCCAGGUGGAGGCAGGGGAGAGGCCCGAGGUUGCCAGGGACAGAGAGGCCGCGGAGAAGUCCAAGGAGGCCACUGGGCAGGACGACGCACCCCUCGCCGACCCAGGGCCCAAGGAGAAGCCGCCGGGCCGCAAGUGGAGGAAGGAGGCGCGGCCACGGAAGGAGAGACCGGGGAAGGAGGAAAGGCCCCGGCGGGAGGGGAGGCCGCGGGCCGCCAGGGAGCCCCGAGAGGUCCUGCCUCGGAGCUGGGAGGCGCGCCAAGAGGGCCGCCGGCCGUGGGAGCGGGACUCCGGAGACCCGGGGCGCAGGAAGAGGCGGGGCAGCUUCCCAGGGCGCGCCGUCGAGGAGGACCGGCCUCUGGGCCGCCAGAAGCGCCGCGGGGGCAAAGGGCGGGACCGAGCGGCCUAA